This is a messenger RNA of Toxoplasma gondii ME49, 5507 nucleotides long. Its product is annotated as serine/threonine specific protein phosphatase. NCBI's taxonomy places the organism in Eukaryota, Apicomplexa, Conoidasida, Eucoccidiorida, Sarcocystidae. Gene Ontology annotation, molecular function: carbohydrate binding; protein tyrosine phosphatase activity. The transcript has 5 exons. The record is from RefSeq and is a predicted model, not a curated record. Bases 2620 to 4191 code for a protein of 523 amino acids. Gene Ontology annotation, cellular component: nucleus; cytoplasm. Gene Ontology annotation, biological process: dephosphorylation.
GUGAAGCCCUGAACUAAAUUCUGACCCCCCGUCUCAUCAUGCGUGUCUCGCCCUAAUACACCUUCAUGAAUGUCUGCUCCUCUUAAAAGCUGUGAAUGCAACAACCCGGAAAAAAGAGUGGCUUUUUCAUGCAAUUAUUUUCAGAGAACUUCAACAGAAGCAUGUGCGCGGGAUCGGUGAACUCCAAGCAGCAGCAACUGCAGCUGGGUUCCCUAGUGACCGUGCAGUUGCCUUCGAACGUGUGCUUCAAUUACAAAACGAAAAAGACACAAAGGCGAGCGGCCUAGCGGUCUCAAACAGGACACAUACUUGUCCAUUUCUCUGGUGCGGGCUCGAACAAGUUUUUGUAGAACAUUCAUCUGAAGCAGGGCCGCCGAACCCCCGGCGGAACUGAGACAACGACGAGCAGACUCUAGCUGCCAGGCAUGGCAACCAACCGCUUGAAGGCAUUUUCUAGGAGCGUUCACUUGACUAUCUGAGGUAGGUUCAGACAGAAUAUGAUCCAACUGAUCUCAGGUCAGCUGCACUGCAGAGGGCUUUUUGAUGUGAGGUGACGGCAGGCGAUGUUGCACGAGACUAUCCGAGUGUUUGAGCGCAAGUGAAAUUCUCCGCCAAUGACUUGUGCGAAGAUUCAUUCGUUCUUGAUUGUUGUACUUGCCGUGAGCGAGUCGCGGUCCUCCCAUCGGCGGGAGUCGCAUUUGUGUAUGGUGGUCAUCAGCGAAAGUGGCUUGGAAACGGCUGCCCUGCAGCAGCAACGGGACAAACGACGCAGUAGUUGUCCAGGAUCGAAUCAGCCGCCCAGUCAACUGCGUUAUUGCUAUCGACAGUCUAGUCGCGCGUGAGCCCUCGUUUUCAGUCCGCGUCCCUGAAGAGCAUAGCUUCCGAGAAUGUUUUUUCACUGUUUUGUGAAGCAAUAGUAUUUACACUGGAUUCUUUGGAUCACACAUCUUCUCUCACGGAUUAUACCUCAGGGGGGCAUACCGGUCGGUUGUGGCUAACCUAGUAAAACCCCGAUACCUGUGUAUUUGUGAAGGGUUUCGGCUAUUGCGACGACUCGUGCUGCCCAUACAGGCAGAAACUCUUUGUUCGUCGCUUUUCUAUAAGGCCAAGUAACAAGAAGUGACAGGACGCAGUUGAUAAGAUCAGCUAAGAUGGUGGAAUAGUGCCCUGCUUGAUGUGAAUCCGAAAUCCGUUUGUGUGUUGCCCAUCCGCUCCCCUAGCUGUGCGGCACCUCCAGUUUCCGCUUCCACGCGCAUGCUUUUUUUGAGCUUGACUUCCUUCCUUUCGCUCCUGCUCUGUGUGUCGUCCUCCUGUAUUAGGAAGGAUGGCCUGCUGCGAUUCUGCGGCGCCAAGAAUGAUAUAUUUUCCGUCUGUUUUCCAAGAGCGUCGCGCAGUUCCUGUUGCUCCGCACCUCGAGUACGUACAGAGCGUGUUCGGGUCCCUUAUCCCCAACAUGCCUGACACGCUUGUGCAGUAGUUUUGUUUGGCAGCGUGCGGCGUCGCCCGAAGGAAAUGUGAAACUUUAAAUUACGUGAACUACUGCGGGCCUUUAGUGCUAUGUUUUUAUUUCGCAGUCUUUGCUGCUCAUAAACGUCUAUGGCUAGUCUUGUGCCACCCACUUUGUCUUCGCCGCUGGACAUUCCAGCUGUCCGUGAAGCGGGUGCGCCAUGGUUUUUGGAGCGCCCCACAUUUCUUUCUGAGUCAAAAGAGAUACUUUGUGGCACUGGACAAGGAACGUGAUCGUCCAGGUGCAUCGAGUGGUGAUAUUUGGUUGGGUAGCGAUAGUUGAGAGACUUUGCUGGGUGGGCUGGCGUCGGACACAGUGCGGAGUCAUCGAGAAGCUGGCGAAUGCAAACGAACUCGGGACUUGUUUCUUCUGUAGGCUGAACUCAAAGAGAAUACCUCGCACGAGAAAAAACACAGGAAGGUUUCCUACAGACGAAUGGCGUGGUUGUCAAUCCUUCUCGGCUAGGCUGCAGCGCCUCUACCACAGCCGCCACCUGAUGCUCGGAGAGGUCUAACGCAUUCACAUAGUCAACUUUUUUCUUAACUUCACACGGCACGAGCUGCAGCCUAUUUUCGACGUUCACCUGGGUAGUUCGUUGCUCCCUCUGAUGGCCACCCUUUCGUGUAGAAACUUCAGCGUGAACUGGCAGCCGUCCUACAUUCUGGAGCGAAGCGGGCUUGAGGAGAUGCCGUGUGGAGCCGUGUCGUGAGAGCGUGAGUUCGGCGCGGUUUGCAUACAGAACUUGUUUUUCGCGCUCUCCCGUUCUUCAUUGUCUGCCGUCCAAUGUGUCUGUACCCCUGGAAGGCUCGUGCCUCGUUCGGUGCAGCAGCGGGUCUGGCAUUCCUCAGACGCAUGGAUCGAAGAAACUGUUCGCCUUCACCAUUGAAACCGAGAUACGCACCGCGCUUCACGGGAGAGAGACGCUUGCUGCAUAGCUCUCUCUCCCUCCCAUUCUUCUCACUUCGCUCGUGGAGGCUCUGCUGGCGAGGUCCGUAAAACGCUGAGAGAGCGCGGUCCUCUACUUCGUCUCUUUUCUGCGCGUCUCCCUGCUCGUGCGUAGAAGGGGCAGCUGGGAGUUCUCGCGUGGCGCAUUCCCGUUGCUGUCUUCCAAAAUGCGCGUCCGCUUCAGCGUUACUGCAUUCGUGCCGCCCAACGCUCAGCUGGGCGUGGUCGGCUCUGCGCCGUUCCUCGGCGAGUGGAAGCUGGAGCACUGCGUCCCGUUGAUGCCGUACUCGGCGCCCCAUCCGCAGGGCCUUGAGCCGAGCCUCUGGUUUCGCGACAUCGAUCUGGAUCCCGCGUCUUGUCCGAACGACACGAACGACGUCCACAGCACGGCAGCUGUGUCUGCCUCCUGCAGCGCCGACCGCCGACGGUGCGAUCUGAGCAGGCAAAGUCCGCACUGCUUCCCAUCUGCACGCUCUGCGUCGCCUUACAUGGUUGAGGUCUCCCGGGGAGACUGUCCUUUCGCCGUCGAGCUGAUGUCGACGUCGCAGCACGUUCUCAGCGAAUUCUCGAAGCACAACUCGCCGGUAUACUCCGCGGGCGAACAGCGGUUCCGGCGCUCUCUCCCCUCCUCCGCUUCCUUCUCCUCGUGUACCUCGUCGGGUUCCGCAGUCGCCGCCACCAAGUGCGUAUGGGACGCCGCAGCCUACAGAGUGGCCACUCGAGCCCCGGAGGUGCAAGCCGUGCUGGAGAGCCACCCGCUGCGGCACUGCGCGUUCGAGUACAAGUUCGUUCUUUGGUAUCCGCCGAACGGCGAAAUUGCGGUGCCGUACGUCCCCACAACUGCCGGCGAAGAAGUCCCGAUAACCUACGCGGGAGACAGCGAGGUGCUGAACGAGGAAAGCGAGGGCGGGGCGCGCAGGCGCUCCUGGAGAAAGUGGCUUUUCCCGCCUUCCCCCUCGAGAUGCCCCGCGCCGCCCGGACCCUCCGAGUCGAUCGUCUGGGAAGGUUUCGGGCCUGACAGCAACCGGAAGUUCUGCUUUGACCCGUUCGACGUCGUCGUCGAUGUGAACGAACUCGGGGAUCUCGAGUGCCUGUACAUCUGCCGCAUUGCGCACUUCCGGGAUCCAAGAGCGGGAGGAGUCGGUGAGUACGACCUGACGACUCGCUUCUACAACUCAGUGAAGAGCGAAUGCCGCAUGCACUAUUCGACAAUCUUCCCCAGAUUCUUCGUCGGUUCUUGUCCUCGGCAGCUAAAGCACAUACGCCACCUCAAAGAAGAGCUGAAGGUGACUUGCGUGGUCAACCUGCAAACGGAGCAAGAUCUGUGCAACAAUUACCCAGAUCCGAUCGCUAGUUCUCGGUCAGCUGAAGCCGUAAGCCAGCUGUAUGACGGCUCUGGUCUCCGAUAUGUGUGGCUGCCGACGGCGGACAUGUGCGAUUCUGCGAGGAAAAUUGCAGUCGCCAAUGCUGCCUUUCUCCUUCUCGGUCUUUUCCAGAGUGGUCACUCGGUGUACAUGCACUGCAAUGCGGGCGUCGGACGCAGCGUGGCCGCAGCGUGCGCCUUCCUCUGUUUCGCCGUCGGCCUGGAUUUGCGGAAAGUAAAUUUUCUGAUUUGUGCGCGGCGGCCGGUCGCCUACUGGGACGAGAAGGCCAUGAAAUACGGCAUCGGCGACUACCAAGCAAAGUUCGGGCACUGUCGGGUUGUCGGAGAGGAGGCGGAGGAGAGGCAGCAUGCUUAGCGUGUGAACAGCAGCGGAAAAAGUCAAGAGGAAAGAGGGCGUGUCAGACGAGAGGGGGCGAUACGGAACCCGUGAGAGAGAAAAGAAAAUGGGGGAAAGAGCGAAGUUGAAAAGGCAAAGAAUUAGACGGAAGUGACCUACAGAGGCCAAAAGCACAUGGGGAGAAGGAAAGAUCGAAGAAAAUGGAGACAACAGAGACGAAGCAUGAAGAAGGGAAGAGGGUCUGUCCAAUGCGUCGAGCCCUCUGGAUCAGAAUCCGGAUUUGCGAUGCCACUUUAUCCGCAUUUCUUUCAGUCACGAAUGGCCAGCUGUCUUUUCAGAGAGGAUUCAAUUUUCCUUUUUCAGUGGAUUCCCGGGAUAGGUUCGGAGUCUACUUCACAGCGGCUGUUUGCGCAGUGACCAGCUGGCCUCGAGAAGGCAUCAUGCCGUCGUCUUUUCACUCUCGCGAUAGGUGCUUCUGUUCAAAGGUGGCGAAGCCCAAUGUGUCAAAGAUGUACACGCUGGAGAGUGGAAGCGCCGGCCGUCGUUGGGGGUGCGCUAGAGUUUCAGUGCGUGAAUGUGUGUUUUUCUGUACCUUCUGAUGUGAGCGUGGUACAUGACUCCGAAAGCGGCACUGGCGCAUCCUUACUUCCUUGCCUUCAAUUUGCGUUUGAAGAGACAGGAGGUGGCGCGCAUAUUUAUCUGUCGGCGCGCAUGGAAUAUGAAGUAUACGGAUCGGAUUCUUGGUGGCCUGGCACCUGCUUAGUAACUGGAUGAACGCUUUGUACGUUCAUCUUGUUCAAUAAUAAAAGAGUGAUGAGCCAACGUGGAGGUAUUUCCAUGUCAAAGUUUACGUGUAUCUUGCACAGAUCUGUUUUUUAGGAGUCCUCUCAACCUCGCAUGCGCGGGCGUCUCGAUAGCGCCCUGCGAAUCGAGUAGCGAAUUCUGUAUGCUCACGCGUUACGCACGUUUGGUACGACUGGCACUGCCGUCUCGCGAACGAAAUGAAAGGGGCAUCGGGGUGGGUACAUUCGUCCGUUGUUUUCCGCCUCUAUUUAACCUGUUUUCUCAAGAGAUGCGUGUUCUGUUCGCUUUAUAACGUUGUCGAGAUGCGGUUGACACCGUCGUCUCAACUGUUCGCCGCUCGGCCUCCGAAGCAGGGGGCGCAGGAACCAGCAAGAAAAUGAAAACCCCCGCGCUUUCUGGCGCACAAAGAGUGCGCUUGGAAACCGUACCAAUUUUGUGCCUGGGUGUGUGUAAAGCGUAGUAACACACACACUCCAAAAAACCGUCGUGUCCCCACGAAACCUAGCGGAGCAGGUGGCUAUUUCAGGGAU